Owenia fusiformis is the source of this 656-nucleotide messenger RNA. Lineage: Eukaryota; Metazoa; Annelida; Polychaeta; Sabellida; Oweniidae. The record is from the annotation of a GenBank genome assembly.
AAAUUAUUAAAUUACUUCAUCAAACCUUUUGACAAAUAUAUCACAGAUGUUGUGAUUUUAAAGAUUCUAUAUGUAAUUAUCAUGAUCCUCCAAAGUGCAUCCUCGUUUAUAUGGUUUCUACUGAACUUCCUGUAUGGCGGAUGUGUAUCCAUUAUGAGGCAUGAAUUCUCAAAAUUCAACAAGGCUUUUAAGGAAUAUGUGGAAAAGGCAUCUGGAAUUCCCGAUGAGCAGUUUGAACAGUUGCGAUACCGCCAUCAACAACUCUGUGAACUAAUCAAUAUUUUGGAUGAUAUUUUUGCGCCAUAUGUGGCCUUGACCUUUGCAAUAUGUAUACCAACAAUUUGCUUGACAAUAUACAUAUUGUUUACUGGAUAUCCUGAUGGAGUUACAUUUGUAUCCAUUGUAAUUAUGGCGAUAUUCAACUUAGCUCAGAUAUGCUACAUAACGACCCAUGGGGCACUCCUAAAUCAUUAUGCCCACUAUUGUGUGGAUGAUGUGUACAAGAUGAGACUGGGUGGAAUCAAACAGGACUUGGUCCAAUUAGUACAAAUCUUCACGCAAAGACUGACAGGGAGUCCUAUAGGAAUCACAUGUUGUUCACUUUUUGCACUGGACAAGCCCACAAUUCUUACAUUACUUGGCACAGUGGUCACCUA